Molecule: messenger RNA, 1309 nt
Organism: Lathyrus oleraceus (garden pea)
Lineage: Eukaryota; Viridiplantae; Streptophyta; Magnoliopsida; Fabales; Fabaceae
Exons: 1
Coding region: 273-785 (170 amino acids)
Source: RefSeq, a predicted model, not a curated record
GAACACAAAAAAUGUUAAAUAAAUGCAUAAUAAUAGUUUGGUUGCGUUUCAGUAACUUCUUCUACCUCCUCGCUCUUCUCAAAUUCAACUACGCUUUCUUUCCCCUCCUUAUAUCUCAACUACUUUAUCCUCUUCAUCAAAAUUCAAAAUCCCUAUUCAAUUUUUGACCUAAUUUCUUUCAAUCCAACCAAUUUCACGAAUGAAAUUCAUCAAUCCCUAUUUCCUUAGGUGAGAUUCAAAUCCACAAUUGCGGUUUGAAUUUGAAUUGAUUGAUGUCUGGUUCUUCUGAUGAAGAGAUCUCGAACGGUAAUCGCGAUGGUUACCAAAGAGGAGGAAGUGACGGCGAUGACGAUGAAGAUGAAGAAGAGUAUCGGAAGAAGAAGAAUCGUGGAAGAGUUGAUUUUGGUUUUGGUAAGAGGUUGGUACUUCGUCAAUUUACAAAAGCUAAGAAUCAAAUUCGGAGAGUCAGAAGCAGAAAGGCUCUUCUUUCGUCUUCGUCGUCGUUAACAGCGGCUUCGUCGAGGAAUGUGAAUGUGAGUAGUAGAGGUAAGGUGGUGAUUAUUCACGGUAAUGAUACUGAUAGUAGUAGUAAUACUGCUACUCGAAAUGGAUUUGGUUGUAAGUUUUGUUUUUCGCGUCCUAGUGUAUUGGAAAACCCUGAUGGGUCUCCUAGUAGUGACCCUAAUGAUCCGAAAUUUACUCAUUCUAUGUUGAAGAGUUUGAUAGAAAAUAAUGAUUUCUAUUCCAAAGAAUGCAAUACACUUAUUGAAUCUUUAAUUGAUUGAUUAGUAUUGUUGGAGAGUUUCAAUUCAAUUCCUUUAUCAACAAAAUGUUGGAUUUUGUUUCCUUAGGCUGUUUGGGGAUUUUCUCAUUGUUAGAUGGUAGAUAGAGUUUGUCUAAAUUGUUGGGUUUGUUCUAUGCUGCCUCAUUUUGAAGCUCAGAACACAUUGCGGUGUAACCUGCGGUCGUUAUCGUUUAGAGGAUUGUGGUCCAAUAAGUUGUGGGCAAGGCUGUUGUAGCCAUUGAGUAGUUACAUACUAUGAAUGGUUCUUAUAGAUAACAACAGAGGAUUGCUUAAUGAGUUGAGUGUGAAAUAGGUUGAUGAAGUUCGGAUUCCUUGAUAUUCAGGAACCUCUACUUGUCCUCAACUAAGAAGCGGUGUUUGUACAUAUUAAAGAGAAAUUUUUUGAACCCUGCCAUAUUCAUAAUCUAUUUGUGUUAUAAGUUUUUUGUUUAUUUAUUCAUGUACACUUAUUGUUCAUUGAUCCUAAUAGUGGUUUAAAAUACCGUCUUUAUUACAGUUGUCCAA